UAACCUAAUACUGAUAGCCGUUUAACCUAGUGAUCGGGUAUGAUAUAUAUUCUCUGAUGCUCUCUCUCCUCCACACCAUAUGCUAUAGCAUUGGGUCUGGACUCCAUUCUAUGUUCUUGUUCCACUUCCACCACCAUGCACGCAAAAUUCUCCCAUUCCACUCUACUACGCUCCUUAUCCCAAUCCCAUGCCAAUCCAAACCAACCCAAAUUCUCUCUCUCUCCACAACCACACACACACCAUGCACUCACUCUCACUCACACUCCAAUCUCCUCACUCUCGUCUCCAACGCCCACUCUCUUCACCAAACCAAGCAAGCCCACGCCUCUGCACUUCUCAACGCUCUGCUCCCUCACAGUGUCUCUCUCUGCGCCUCUUUAAUGCUCAGCUACUCCACCUUCGGAGACCCCGCUGCCUCUCGCUUUCUCUUCCACCAAACCUUUCGCCAUUGCCGCAAUGCCUUCCUGUGGAACACCCUUAUUCGUGCCAACUCCAUUGCCAAAGUAUUUGAUGGGUUUGAGACUUAUAAUAGGAUGGUUAGGACCGGUGUUCGACCCGAUGAUCAUACUUUCCCUUUCGUUCUCAAGGCGUGUUCGGACUAUACGGAGGUCCGGAAGGGAAUGGAGGUUCAUGGGGUUGUGUUUAAGCUGGGUUUUGACUUGGAUGUCUAUGUUGGGAAUACCCUUUUGAUGUUUUACGGGAAUUGUGGGAGUUUGAGUGAUGCAAGGAAGGUGUUUGAUGAAAUGCCUGAAAGGGAUGCUGUGUCGUGGAAUACUAUAAUUGGGGUGUUGUCGGUUAAUGGGUGUUAUGGUGAGGCGCGUGAUCUUUUUAAAGAGAUGAAUUUGGAAUCUGGGUUUAGGCCGAAUUUGGUAACUGUUGUUAGUGUGUUGCCGGUUUGUGCUGGUCUUGAAGAUGGGGUCAUGGUGAGACGUAUUCAUUGUUAUGUUGUGAAGAUUGGUUUGGAUAUUCACGUGAAUAUUGGCAAUGCGAUGGUUGAUGCAUAUGGGAAGUGUAGGAAUGUGAAGGCUACAAAGCAAGUUUUUGAUGAAAUGGUUGAGAGGAAUGAGGUUUCUUGGAAUGCAAUUAUCACCAGUCUUGCUUUUAUGAAUCGUAAUUUGGAUGCCUUGGAGAGAUUUGGUUUGAUGAUUGAUUCAGGGUUUAAACCGAACUCUGUUACCAUUUCUAGUAUGCUGCCAGUGCUGGUCGAGCUAGAACACUUUAAAGCAGGCAAGGAGAUUCACGGGUUCAGUAUAAGGAUGGGUAUCGAGGAUGAUGUUUUUAUCGCAAACUCAUUGAUUGAUAUGUAUGCAAAAUCAGGCUGUACAACUGAGGCAUCCAAUGUGUUUUAUAAAACAAGUGAAAAGAAUGUUGUCUCUUGGAAUGCCAUGAUUGCUAAUUUUGCUCAAAACAGGCUUGAGUUGGCUGCAGUACAACUAGUAAGAGAAAUGCAAGCUCAUGGUGAAACUCCCAACUCUGUCACCUUCACAAAUGUUCUGCCAGCUUGUGCACGACAGGGUCUUCUUCAUCCUGGAAAAGAAAUCCAUGCAAGGACAAUUCGCACAGGAUCUGCCAAUGAUUUAUUUGUUUCUAAUGCUCUGACAGACAUGUAUGCAAAAUGUGGCUGCCUAAAUCUUGCCCAAAAUGUCUUUAAUAUCUCCCUUAGAGAUGAAGUAUCAUACAAUAUACUAAUUGUAGGAUACUCUCAAACUAGUGAUUCUUCAAAAUCUCUGAGUUUGUUUCUGGAGAUGAGGCUUACAGGUAUGACGCAUGAUAUUGUUUCUUUUGUGGGUGUUGUAUCAGCUUGUGCAAAUCUAGCUGCAAUCAAGCAAGGCAGAGAGAUCCAUGGAUUAUUAGUGAGAAAGCUUUUUCACACUCAUCUAUUCAUUGCAAACUCACUAUUGGACUUCUAUACCAAAUGUGGACAAAUUGAAAUCGCUAGUAAGGUCUUUGAGCAGAUCCAAAUAAAGGAUGUUGCCUCUUGGAAUACUAUGAUUUUGGGCUAUGGAAUGUUAGGUGAAUUGAACACUGCAAUCAAUCUUUUUGAGACAAUGAGGAAAGAUGGUGUAGAAUAUGAUUCAGUUUCAUACAUUGCAGUUUUAUCAGCUUGUAGUCAUGGAGGGCUCAUUGAGAAGGGGAAGAAGUAUUUUGAGGAGAUGCAGGCUCGGAAUAUUAAGCCAACACACAUGCACUAUGCUUGUAUGGUUGAUCUUCUAGGCCGAGCUGGCCUAAUGGAAGCAGCAGUUGAGCUUAUUAAAGGUCUGCCUAUUGUGCCAGAUGCCAAUGUCUGGGGAGCUUUGCUUGGGGCAUGCCGAAUUUAUGGGAAUGUAGAGUUGGGGUGUUGGGCAGCAGAGCAUCUGUUCAAGUUGAAGCCCCAGCACUGUGGGUACUACAUUCUUCUUUCAAACAUGUAUGCAGAAGCAGGAAGAUGGGAUGAGGCAAACAUGGUUAGGGACUUGAUGAAGUCAAGGGGAGUGAAGAAGAAUCCUGGUUGUAGUUGGGUACAUAUCGGCGACCAGGUGCAUGCUUUUCUAGUUGGAGAGAGAAUAGAAGGAUUGGAUACAGAUAUUUGGCUUGCAGAAUGCAGUUAAUUAUAUUAACGUGAAGAAGCCAUCAAAUCAGUUGAGAUAAGAAGUUGUCUCUUCAAGGAUGGUUCAAUCUCACUCAUGCUUAAUCUCAAAGAGAUCAGUUGCAAAAGGUGGUGUUAUUACACAAAUGCAAUCCUCAUUGAGCUUAUAAUCAAAUGACAGGACAUGCCUAAGUAGUCAUGAUUGAUACCAAAAGAUCAUAUUGAUGCAACAAAGAGUGCUAUACAGGAUGAUCAUCUUCAGGGAUAUUCCUCUCAACUUUUCCAACAAGAACAAAGGAAGUAGAAGCUCUCUCUCUCCCACAAAAUGACCAAAUGGUGACCUUCAGUUGAAGUUCGGCUCAACCACUUGUGAGGAAGAGCAGAGAUCUGAGAACAUUGGCUCAACCAAGAAAAUCGAUUAUGGCUUAGCUGCUUUAGCAACUGCUGCAAUCAUGGAGGCAGUAGAAGUUGUAAUAUCAGGAGUCUUUGCUAUGCAUGAAUGCCUGAUGACGCUUCCAAACUCCUGGCCCAGCUACGAAAAAGAUAAUUGCUAUCCAUUAUUAGUUAGAAUUUCAAUGUGAAAUUUUGGAUGCUACUGUCCUUUGUUUUCUACAUCUAUCCUAGGGUGUUAAUUUAUUGGUUGACCCAUGUGGUAGGUAUUAAUGGUACAAUUAUCCUAGGAUGCUAAAAAUUUUCCAUAUACAGACACCUGCUAAAUACACUAUUGUUGCCUGCUCAAAAAAACAAAAAAGAAGAAGGGAAUUAUGCUGAACUUCAGGUCUCAUAAAGUGUUUGUCCAAAUUCAUGUACAGACUCAUGCAACCAUGCUUAUUGACUUGUUGUCAACUAAUCAAGCUGAUAAAAACAUUCAAGAAUUGCUUCAGAAGUCUAUAUAAUGCAGCCAUUGGAGAUUUAUUUGCUAUUAUGUGGAAAGGUUUUGGCUGUUGAUGUAUAUAUGCUUUGAGUAAAUUUUAUACUUUGUACAAGAUGAUAUAUCUUUUAAAUUUUAAGCACAAUAUUGUUAGUUGCUUUAA
Messenger RNA from Quercus robur (English oak), 3600 nucleotides. RefSeq names its product pentatricopeptide repeat-containing protein At4g14170-like. The record is from RefSeq and is a predicted model, not a curated record. Gene Ontology annotation, biological process: RNA modification. Gene Ontology annotation, molecular function: protein binding; RNA binding. Lineage: Eukaryota; Viridiplantae; Streptophyta; Magnoliopsida; Fagales; Fagaceae. The coding region runs from base 57 to 2588 and encodes 843 amino acids. The transcript has 3 exons.